Molecule: messenger RNA, 4020 nt
Organism: Nicotiana attenuata
Lineage: Eukaryota; Viridiplantae; Streptophyta; Magnoliopsida; Solanales; Solanaceae
Product: dentin sialophosphoprotein-like
Exons: 7
Coding region: 64-3771 (1235 amino acids)
Biological process (GO): protein transport
Source: RefSeq, a predicted model, not a curated record
UGUAAUGAUCUGCAAGAAACGUCCUUAUAGACAUUUCAUUUUAAUUUUGCAGGGGUCAAUUUCAUGGUUACUUCCUCAACCCAAUCCUCGUUUUCGUUAAAGUCAAGUCCUGCUUCGUUAACCGAAUCAGAUCCUUCCUUGAAACUACCCCAUCCAUUUCCUUAUUAUUAUUCUUUAAUGCUUUUCCAUCAAAUUUCAAUCCACUAUCUGCAGUUUCCCAAAUACCCUAAUUUCCAUCGAUCCAUUCAAUCGCAAAAGUUUUUUUUUUUAAUCAAAGUUGCUGCUUCAAUUCUGGAUUUGAUUUUGUACCUUGAAAACACAGAGAUAAAAACAAUGAAGAAGUCGAAUUUUUUAAGAAGUUCAAAAGAAAUGCUCACCAAGAGCUUCAAUUCCGCCAAAUGUAAGACGUCGUUAAAGCUAGCGUCAUCAAGGUUGAAAUUGUUGAAGAACAAGAAGGAAGUGGCAGUGAAGCAGAUGAAAAGAGAAGUGGCGCAGUUGCUCGAUUCUGGCCAGGACCGGACUGCCCGAAUUCGCGUGGAGCAUGUAGUUAGGGAGGAGAAGAUGAUAGCAGCAUAUGAUCUUAUUGAGAUUUACUGCGAACUGAUUGUGGCACGCUUGCCUAUUAUUGAGUCACAAAAAAAUUGCCCCAUUGACUUGAAGGAAGCAAUUACCAGUGUAGUGUUUGCUUCACCAAGGUGUGGAGACAUACCAGAACUUCUAGAUGUGCGGAAGCAUUUUACUUCAAAGUACGGAAAAGAAUUUAUCAGUGCAGCAAUUGAGCUCCGUCCUGAUUGUGGAGUUAGCCGCAUGUUGGUUGAGAAGUUAUCUGCCAAGGCACCUGAUGGGCAGACCAAAAUCAGAAUCUUGGGAGCAAUUGCUGUGGAACAUGGUGUUCAAUGGGAUCCUAAAUCAGUAGAGGAGGCGGAGUCAGUGCCUCCAAAUGACUUGCUGAAUGGAUCCGGUAGUUUACAGAAGGCCGGUAACAUCCAUGAAGAUCCUCCUCAUUCUGAAGCUUCAGAUGUGAGAACUCCACUCGAUCACGGUAAGAGGCCUAAUGCAUCUCCAAAUAUCCCAGAGCAGAAUGCGAUGUCCUCACCAAGGACACAAAACUUUGUCUCUGCACAUGGUGGUGGCAGAGGCAUAGCACCAUCUUCUAAUUAUCAUCAUGGAGGUGGUCCUUCAGGGUUUAGAGAUGAAGGGUUGGAAGCAGAGCAAUCAUUUCCUGCAGAUGGUAAUUUUUCUGUUGGCCGGCAGAAUUGGAACAUGGAAUUUAAGGAUGCUACCUCUGCUGCUCAAGCAGCGGCUGAGUCUGCAGAACGUGCAAGCCUAGCCGCCAGAGCUGCUGCAGAACUUUCAAGGUUUCCAAGGCAAUAUUCCUCAGAAUCUCAGAGGUCUGAAGUACAGUCAUCAGGAGGCAGUAGAGGACCAGGAAUGUAUGAUACAAGUUCCCGUGAACAGUUUCACAAAGAUUCAUCAACCAGCUCUUUACCUGAUAGAAAUCCUAGGUUUCAGAAUGAAAGGAUCGAUAGUUUGCAACAGGAAGAUCUGGCUAGAGCGAGAAGACAAUUUCAUGAUGAUAAUCAUGGUACUUCAGUAGUUGGAGAACCAGGAAAGUAUGGUACUUCAAGCAUCCAUGAACAUUUUCCUAAAGAUCCAGUGAUCAGCUCUUCACCUGAUAGAAACUCAAGGUUUCAACAUGAAAGGACGGAUGGUUUGCAACGUGAUAAUCUAGCUAGAGUAACAAGACAUCACAAUGAAAGUCAUGGCACUUCGGAUAGGCCUGGGUCACAAGUCUCCUCAGGUUCCAUAGGCUCAAUUAAUAAUGAUAAUUCAUUCUCUAGCCUUGAAGAAGGUGAUAGGUAUAUGCAGAAAAGCUUAUCAAAAGAGGACAGUAGAGACAAAAUGAUUAUGAAGAAUGAUUCAACUGGGAGAACUGAAUCUCAAUCCAUGAGUAGCUUUGAGAAUGAUUCAACUGAGAACUUCAAUUAUUUUGGAGAAAAAACUACUUCAAAAGAUCCCAAAAUCAAUUCUUCUGAUUCUUAUUUAAGCACUUCUGAUUUUGGUGAAAAUAUUCCUCAUUCUAGUCACCGAAGUUUUGGAUAUGAUGCGACUAAUGAUGAUGAUCCGUAUACUGGUGUUUACCAAGGUCAUGUUCCCAGUGAAACCGUUAAUAAGAAUUCUCAUGAUUCUGCCUCUGUUGCUUUUGACGAUUCUGGUUCAGAAGAUGAUGAUCAUAUUAAGUUUGACUCGGAUCCUGUGUAUGAUGACCAGCAGGCCAAACUUUAUUUUCCAUCACCAGAAAGGAAAUCACCUACUUACGACUCCGCAAAUAAAAACUCGUGGAGCUUUCACUAUGACAAAUCACCGGAGAAGUCUCCUUUGUCGUCAGAAAUCUUUGUGGAAAGGCACUCUCCUCAAUUAUCUGAAAACUUGGUUGCCUCUGGUAACGAUUCACGACUAGAGAAUGUUGUGCCAACCUUUGACGAUUCUGAUUGUAUGAAUUCCGAAAGUGACAGCGAGAUGGUCCGCUCCCCGAUUGGGAGGUCAAAAGAUAUUCAAAAUGUGUCGUAUGAACAUGCAUGGAAUCAUGACUCACCAAGAUCCUCCUCCUUGUCCGACAAAAUGGUGUCCGGAGGAGUGCAAAGACAAGUUAAAGGUGAUAAAAGUGACUCACUUAGUUUCAGUUCAGAAGAUGAGCAUAAGCAUAAAAAAUCCCAAGAUAGAAAGGACGACGGCAGUGCCCCAGCUUUGCCCGGGACACAGACAGAUGAUGGUAGUUUAGCUUCUUCAGUUUCUGGUUUCGAAAAGGAAUUGACAUUUGGGAAGUUAACAGGUGGCCUUAAGCACAAAGGUCAUAUCCCUCCACCUUACAUAAGGAGCCAGUUAAAUAAUGUUUCAUCUUCAGUAGAGGAACCUCAGGAAAGUCCCGAGUUGAGGUCACAAGCUGUUGCCCCCCCUAAGAGUUCCGUUGGUUUAGGAGUGAGGAUGAAAAGAGACGAGAAGUCAAGCUCAAGAUUGGAAGGCACCCGUUCUGAUUCAGAUACUGACAGUUCUGGUGAGGAUUUUUCACAAGAGACUUCAAGUUACAGACAAGAAACAGGAAGAAAAGUUAAUACAAAACAUGCGGUCUUACGAGGUUCAACUACAUAUUUUGAUUCUGAUAGCAGUGAUUCCGAGGUUGGUCCUAAAGAGCAAUCUCUUGCUGGUAGAAGUCAAUUGGGUAGUGGAUUCUCUCGUAGGACUAAAGCCUCUUCCUCCAGCUUAGAUACAAACUUUUCCUCUAAGUUUAAAAUGAGCUACGAGGCAGCUGUUAAUACCGACUCGGGUUCAGACAGAAAAUCCAGCAGGAACUCAUUCAGUGCUAAAGUACAGGAAACCCAGAAACCUGUCAUGAAUUCUUAUGUUGCUGAUACACAAGUACCGCAGAGACUGACCAGGAAUUUUUACAGUGGUGAGAUACAUGAAGCCCCAUCAGAUAAAAGGAAGAGUUCGGAGCAGCCCAGCGUUAGACCCACAGUUUCAAGGCCUAAUUCACAGCCCAAGAUCACAUCACAGGAAGGGAGUCGGAAGUCAAGGGUGGAACAACCAUCAAGCUCUACCCAAACGUCAGCAACAUCAGGUAGCAAUGAUGCUCUAAAGGCACCAGCCUCGAGUGGGAACAAAUUUUCCAGAGAGGAUAGUAUGAAUAAAGCUAGUCAUGUACAUCCAAAGCUGCCUGAUUAUGAUGAUAUAGCUGCCAAACUGCAGGCGCUUCGAAUGAAUCCCAAGUAAGAUUGUCUUUUAGCUUUGUGUACGUCAAAAUGGAGACAAGUUUCUUACAGUAUGUUUCAUACCUAAGAGAUUCCGAUACAAUAGAGUAUUUGUUUAUAGUUUGCAAAAAAAAAAACAAUUCCUUCAUUCAUUUGAUAUAACAAUAAGUUUGGUUUAUAUGAAAACUUGAAGUUAUACUGUGUGGACGACUCAAACGUUUUCGUUGUAACUUAUCGAUAUUCAUCUGAAAAUGACUUGCCUUGUACUCCA